AUGACGGUCAUCGCCUUUGACCUCUACGGCACCCUGCUCUCGACCGAAUCCAUCGCCGAAGAACUUGCCAAGAUCGUCGGCGAUGAGCACAGCACCACCCUAGCUGCCCUCUGGCGGCGCUAUCAACUCGAAUACACAUGGCGCAGUAACAGCAUGGCGGGCGACUACCAACCUUUCGAAACCCUCACGCGCGCCUCCCUCUUACACGCCGCCGCCGAGCUCUCCCUCGCACUAACCCCCUCCGAAACCGACCACCUCCUGGAAGCCUACCACGCGCUCCCCGUCUACCCCGACGUCCCCGCCGCCUUCGAAGCCAUCCGCACCUUCCAAACCACCACCACCACCCCAACCACCACCCCAACCCAAACCAAUUCCCCCCAUCCCCACCCCCUCACCACCUACCUCUUCACCAACAGCAGCCGCCACACCCUCACCACCACCCUCCGCACCUCCCCCUCCCUCGCCCGCUACACCACAGCAUUUCAUGACGUGAUCAGCGUGGAGGACGUGCGCGUGUACAAGCCUGCGGGGCGGGCGUACGCGUACCUGCUGGAGCGGGCGGGGCAUCCGGAGGGGGGUGAGGGUGAGGGAGAGGUGUGGCUGGUGAGCUCGAACGCGUUUUGA
Chaetomium globosum CBS 148.51 is the source of this 624-nucleotide messenger RNA. RefSeq lists its product as uncharacterized. NCBI's taxonomy places the organism in Eukaryota, Fungi, Ascomycota, Sordariomycetes, Sordariales, Chaetomiaceae. The transcript has 2 exons. Bases 1 to 624 code for a protein of 207 amino acids. The record is from RefSeq and is a predicted model, not a curated record.